GAUAAGACAAGCGGAAUAAUCCAAGAUGGCACUUCGGAGAUACGAAUUGCUGCAGUCAGCGUUCAGUCGUUUUCGCCGGAUCGUUAGUGGAACAGUUACGAAGAUGAUAGACGCAAGAAUUAUCGAUAUCGAUGUGAAAGACAUCAGAUUUCCAACGUCAUUAUUGGCCGAUGGUAGCGAUGCAAUGCAUACUGACCCUGACUAUUCUUGCGCCUAUGUAACAAUAAAAACCGAUCGGGGACACGAAGGGUACGGUCUUACAUUUACUUUGGGAAGAGGCACAGAAGUUGUGGUGCAAGCAUGUAAAUCCAUGUUCGGUCUGGUGAAGAAUCAAACAACCACUCAGAUUUACACCGACUUUGCGUCAUUCUGGAGAAAGUUGACGAGCGAGUCGCAACUGAGAUGGAUCGGGCCCGAGAAAGGUGUGAUUCAUCUCGCUACAGCGGCCAUCAUAAACGCACUGUGGGACUUGUGGGCCCGCAUCGAGGGUAAGCCGGUCUGGAAGCUUCUCACGGAUUUAACGCCCGAGCAACUCGUUUCCACCGUGGACUUUCGAUAUAUUACCGACGUAUUGACCAAGGAGCAAGCGAUAGACAUGCUGCGAAAGUACGAGCCGUACAAACAGGAGCGUGAAGAGCUCCUGAGAAGAAACGGAUAUCCCGCCUACACGACCCAGGUGGGAUGGUUGGGCUACAGCGAUCAGAAAGUCAAGGAUCUCUGCGCGAAGUAUUUGAGCUUGGGUUUCACGCGCUUCAAGGUGAAGGUAGGUCAGAAUCUGGAGGACGACGUCAGGAGGUGCCGUUUGGUGCGCGAGGCGAUAGGCUACGACAACAGACUGAUGCUGGACGCGAACCAAAUCUGGGAUGUGAACGAGGCGAUCGGGUGGACGAAGCGGCUGGCGGAAUUCAAGCCCUUCUGGAUAGAAGAGCCGACCUCGCCCGACGAUAUCGUGGGACACGCCGAGAUAGCCGCCGCCUUGAGACCGCACGGUAUCGCGGUAGCUACCGGGGAAAUGUGCGCGAACCGCGUCCUGUUCAAGCAACUGCUGCAAAUGCGAGCGAUCGACAUCUGUCAGAUCGAUUCGGCGAGGAUCGGAGGGAUCAACGAGAUCUUAUCUGUGUACCUCAUGGCAGAAAAGACUAAAACACCGGUUUGGCCACACGCAGGUGGGGUAGGCCUCUGCGAGAUGGUUCAGCAUCUCCAAAUGUGGGCUUACGUUUGCCUGCGCUCGUCCGUCGAGGAUUGCGCGAUCGAGUUCGUAGAUCAACAGCAUGAACACUUCGAGGAUCCCGUACUCGUUAAGGAUGCCUCCUACAAGCUGCCUACACUUCCCGGAUAUUCGACUAAGCUUAAAGACGAUUGCAUUCUGAACUAUACUUAUCCAGAGGGUAAAAAGUGGACGUAACCCAGGAAGGG
This is a messenger RNA of Dinoponera quadriceps, 1416 nucleotides long. Its product is annotated as mitochondrial enolase superfamily member 1-like. The record is from RefSeq and is a predicted model, not a curated record. Gene Ontology annotation, molecular function: L-fuconate dehydratase activity; magnesium ion binding. NCBI's taxonomy places the organism in Eukaryota, Metazoa, Arthropoda, Insecta, Hymenoptera, Formicidae. The transcript has 6 exons. Gene Ontology annotation, biological process: amino acid catabolic process; carbohydrate catabolic process. The coding region runs from base 26 to 1405 and encodes 459 amino acids.